This is a messenger RNA of Linepithema humile (Argentine ant), 5097 nucleotides long. The record is from RefSeq and is a predicted model, not a curated record. Lineage: Eukaryota; Metazoa; Arthropoda; Insecta; Hymenoptera; Formicidae.
CCGAGAGAGCGCGAGCCGAAAGCCCGGGAGUCGUGGUGAUCGAGACGAUUACGUCGCGAUCGAUCGAGAAAACGGAGCCGAUACGUGGAUCGCAGCGGUCCGAUGGGUCAAACGGAACGAUGAAUAAUUAUUUCGAAAAAUGUGACAGAAGGGAAGAUUGGACGCUGCGAUCGACCCGAUCGCGCAUCGAUCAGUCUCGAUCGCGAUGCUAUCAUCGAUUUGUCUACGAGACCGGCUGUUUCCGAGAGAUAUGAACGCGUGCAACACGUGUCUUGUGACGCGAUUAAAUGAAAAUCAUAUCGCGAGAGACGAUAGUCCGAUGAUUGAUCUUCGCGAAUGUAGCUGGAUAUAGUGAACAAAUCGUUUUAGCAGUGAAAAAGCUGCUGAAAAACAUUGUGCCGCGGACACGUAAUGCCUAAAGAUACGGUCGCAAGCGAUAUAGUUCGAUACACGCGUGUCUUUUGCCGUUAAAAGGACCACCGGUCUGGUAAGACGCGUAGAUUUCGUACAAGGUUUCCUCAUUUGUCUUGUCGAGAUAUCUCGAGUUCGAAAUUGCUCAUUCGUGCGUGUAGCUAUUUCUUCUUUCGACCGGAAAGCACGUGACAUCCCACUGCUAAGCGUUUUAGACACUUUUCCAUGUAUUAAAAAAUUUUAAUUAAAUUGGAAUACAUCAGAAGGUAUAAUAAACCACUCCGGCGAAAAGUGAUAUCUGAGACUUUGAGUAAGAAGCAAAAUUAUGUACGCCAAUUUGCUUAUGAAGUCAUUAAUGCAAUGACGCGUAUUGUGUUGCGCGCAUUGUGCGGAGUAAAUGAAGAUGAACAAGAACAUAACGCGUCCGUCAAAAUUAUGGAGAGUAAUCUGUGCAUUAUUCCUUCGGGCAGAAUAGGAGGAUAUUUUCCAUUAUGAGGAAACAUUCAACAGAAUAUAACACAAGAGAUUAAAAUAUACGACUCGGAAGAUAUUAAUCAUUUCGAAAUUUUUCAAACGCUCAAAACACUAUUUAUCAUCACGUCGGGCGUCUAACAAGAUGCGAAUCGUUACAUGCGCGUUAAACGUGACGACGAACACUGGAAUUACGUCGCCGUGAAAUGUAUUGAGGUUGAAAUAUUCAAAAUGAGACUCGAAGUAGAACUAAAACGCGGUGGACAGCCGCCCGGCGAGCAGCCGCGAGCGACUCGUUUCCUCUUGCGGCACCGACCGCAAUCCGGGAGAUGCGUCGCGACGUGUGAUAAUUAAAUAGAUACAGCUCCGGCGUGAUAAAAAGCUGUAACGUGCGCCAAGGGCGCGAUGGCGUCGCGGACGAGAAAGCGGUGGUGCGCGAGUGAUGUUUUAGUGCGACUGACGCUGACCCUGUCGGGUUUAUGCGCGGGGCAUUGCGCGGAUAUCGGUACAACGACAACGACGAUGGCGCCGGUUGCCAGUCCGAGGGAGUGCAUCGGCGGUAAUCAAACGGUGCAGUCUAAGGGCGAGGUGAAGUUGGCGGUGAUCGCGCCGGGCGAUCCUCACCACGAACAGAGCUUGCCGAGGGUGUUGCCAGCGGUGCUGCUGGCGGUGAGAUACGUCAGCUCGCCCAAGGGACCUCUGUGCGGAUGGAACAUCAAGGUGGACCAUCGCGACUCGCACUGCUCCAGCACUUACGGUGCCCUGGCCGCAUUCGCGUUCUACAUCAACAAUACAGCAGACGCCUUCCUGGGUCCCGUGUGCGAUUAUGUGAUCGCACCUGUGGCCAGGUACGCGGGUGUGUGGGGCAUACCCGUGUUAACGGCGGGCGCGCAGGCGGAUGCGUUCCGUCACAAAGACGAGCAUUAUCCAACGUUAACCAGAAUGAUGGGCUCUCAUCGUUUGGUGGGCGAGGCGCUGAGACAUAUCCUACAGCGUUUCGGAUGGAAAAUCGUCGGUCUGCUGUACCACAAUCACGGGGUGUCCAGCAGCAAGGGCAAUUCCGAGUGUCAUUUUACGCUGGGUGCCGUAUUCACGGCCCUCAAUCAGCCUGUGCACAGGAGCUUCAAUCAGGAGUCAACCACCGCCCAGGAUUAUCGGAAGUUGCUCACCUUUGUCUCUAAGUCCGCAAGGAUCGUGGUGAUGUGCGCUAAUUCAACGACCAUCCGGGAGCUAUUGCUGGCUGCCGAGGAGCUCGGGAUGAUAGACUCAGGGGAGUACGUGUUCUUCUCCAUAGAGCUUUCCUCCAGCGAUUACAAUUCCAAAGAACCAUGGAGGAUCGAGGAGGACACCGACGAAAGAAACGAGAAGGCUCGUAAGGCUUAUCAGGCUCUGCUCACGGUGACAGCGCGCACUCCGGAUAAUCUGGAGUACCUGAAUUUUUCGCGCGAAGUUAAGUCCCUGGCGCAAAGCAAAUACAACUUCACCUUCGGUAACAACUCGGUCUCCACCUUUGUGACAGCGUUUUACGAUGCCGUGCUGCUUUACGCCCUCGCCCUUAAAGAGAGCCUGCCGGAAGAGCCGGGUGAAGUCAACCUAGAUGGUGGUAAUUUGACCCGAAGAAUGUGGGGAAAAAGUUUCAAGGGAAUAACCGGGGACGUAAAUAUCGACGAAAAUGGCGACAGAAUUGCCGAUUAUUCUCUACUGGACAUGGACCCGAAAACUUCCAGAUUUGAAAUUGUAGCCAAUUAUUACGGCGCGAAUAAAACAUUAGAAUACAUCCCGGGCAAGCAAAUUCACUGGGCCGGUGGUCGUUUAGAGCCACCGCCGGACACGCCUACUUGUGGAUUCGAUGGGUCGUUAUGUCCUGAUAAUUCUCUUCCAGGAUAUGCCAUUCUCUCCAUGAUAUUGAGCUCCAUCGUGGUUGUUCUCGUCGUCGGUUCGGUAUUUAUUUAUCGGCGCUUCAAACUGGAGGCGGAAAUCGCGUCCAUGACGUGGAAAGUGCACUGGUAUGACGUAAUCGUAAUGCCGAACGCGAAGACACGGGGCUCCAUGUACUCCUUGAAUGUACUCACGAAUAAGUUCCGCGGCAGCCAACUGACGAUAUAUACUGAUAAUGCAAGUAUGCCAGGUGACAUAGAUAGAAACAUGUAUGUGCCAACAGGAUUUUAUAAGAACUCAAAAGUCGCAAUAAAACUAAUACCCAGGAACAAAGUGGAGAUCUCAAGACCUUUAUUGCUGGAAUUGAAGCGGAUGAAGGAUCUUCAGCACGAUCAUCUUGUACGAUUUUACGGUGCCUGUCUUGAGCCGCCGCAUUGUUGCCUCCUAACUGAAUACUGCCCCAAAGGAUCUCUCCAGGAUAUACUAGAGAACGAGCAGAUAAAACUCGAUCGCGUGUUCAGGGGGUCUCUGAUACACGACAUUGUCCGUGGCAUGGUGUAUCUCCACACUUCAGAGUUGAAGAGUCACGGUAAUCUCAAAUCUUCGAAUUGCGUCGUGGAUUCGCGAUUCGUCCUGAAAAUCACUGACUUUGGUCUGCACGAGCUUCGGAGAACAAACGCCACGGAUCCGGACACCGACAAGAACAGCUACGCCUAUUGGAGAAAACAGCUAUGGACAGCUCCAGAAUUGCUGAGGAUGGAAAGACGGCCACCUGAGGGCACUCAGAAAGGCGAUGUAUACAGCUUCGCUAUAAUCGUUCACGAGAUCGUAGUGCGCCAAGGGCCAUUCUACUUGGGAGACAAUAACGAUCUCUCUCCGAAGGAAAUAGUAGAAGGCGUUAGAAGAGGUGGUGGUUCACCUUUAAGGCCUGUAAUCGACGAGGCUUCCGUCGAGGAAGAGGUGGCUACUCUAAUGAGACGAUGCUGGGCGCAAGAUUCCGCGGACCGACCGGAUUUUCCUGCGCUGAAGCAGACGAUCCGUAAAAUUAAUAAGGAUUACGAAAGCAGCAAUAUCCUGGAUAAUUUGCUAUCCCGCAUGGAGCAGUACGCCACGAAUUUAGAAACGUUGGUGGAAGAACGCACGGCGGACUAUCUCGAGGAAAAACGCAAAUGUGAAGAACUCCUCUACCAGUUGUUACCUAAAUCAGUGGCGUCGCAGCUGAUCCUUGGACAAAGUGUAAUCGCCGAGACAUACGAUCAAGUGACAAUCUACUUCAGUGACAUUGUGGGUUUCACGAGCCUGUCAGCCGAGAGUACGCCUCUGCAGGUGGUCGAUCUGCUGAACGACCUCUACACGUGUUUCGACUCAAUUAUCGAGAACUUCGACGUUUACAAGGUGGAAACGAUAGGGGAUGCUUAUAUGGUCGUAUCAGGAUUACCAGUGAGAAACGGCAUGAAUCACGCCAGAGAGAUCGCGAGGAUGAGCUUAGCCCUCAGGGAUACCGUAAUGACGUUCAGUAUUCGCCAUAGACCAAACGAGCAAUUGAAGCUUCGCAUUGGCAUGCAUUCUGGACCAUGCGUGGCCGGCGUAGUGGGUCUCAAGAUGCCGAGAUAUUGCUUGUUCGGCGACACCGUCAACACAGCCUCCAGGAUGGAGAGUAACGGAGAAGCUUUAAAGAUCCACGUCAGCCCAAAGACGAAGGAAAUCCUGGACACCUUCGGCACGUUCGAGCUCGUUUGCAGAGGAGAAGUCAUAUUAAAGGUAAGCCCGCGAUCGAUAUGCGGAUUUUUCUUAAUUUGCUCGACCAAUGUGUACUCAUCUACCCUUAAUACCUCGAUAUUCCUAAUCUUCUUAUUUAAUAUUCUUAUCUUGUAAAUCCGACUUUUCGUCCUCUUCGUUGAGGAUGAACGGAAAAAAGGGCCGUGCGGGUCGCAAUAGAGGACGCGUCGAGCGGAGUUGUUGAAGUAGUCUUCCGUAUCGCAGACGUCACGAAGCGACGAGUGUGUAGCGGCGACGGGAUGGAGGGCGGCUUUCGUUUAUCCUGAUUGGCAUUUCGCGGCGGGCAGAAGGACGUCUGGAUGAUCAUUGCACAGAGCGCCCUGAUUACGAUCUCAUCUCGUGCUUCGCGAUAUACAGCGUGAAACUUUUCGCCCGUGUAUUCUUGCAGCUGGGCAAUGUUGAAGUACGCGCCGGUCUUUGCAUUUCGCCGCAAUGGCAGUUUGUGGACGGAUAUUUACAUUUUUGGAGUAAAACGUUUUUUACGAUGACUUGAAAUGCUUCCUUACGGCAUAUAAUCGUUUACAAUAUCUUUUGAAUUAAAUUUCGCUUUAUAUUAAA